Molecule: messenger RNA, 2503 nt
Organism: Bombina bombina (fire-bellied toad)
Lineage: Eukaryota; Metazoa; Chordata; Amphibia; Anura; Bombinatoridae
Gene: SLC27A6
Product: solute carrier family 27 member 6
Exons: 10
Coding region: 496-2361 (621 amino acids)
Molecular function (GO): long-chain fatty acid transmembrane transporter activity; long-chain fatty acid-CoA ligase activity
Source: RefSeq, a predicted model, not a curated record
GUCAACAAAUAGGAGGUGGCCUGUAGUCAAUAGGGAGUGUGCUUUUUUUAAUUAAAGGAACAGGACAAUUUUAUGCGGUCUCGGGCUGAUUGGAAGAUGUUGUUUUAGAGGCAGACGAGUUAGCAAAACAUGGAACCAAGAACACAGUGUCCCUCGCUCUUUCUGUCAAGUUACGUAAAAGCCAUGCGGAUGCCAACAAUUUAUAGGGACUGAACUGAGAUAGUGAAGCGUAGCAAAAGAUUGCAGAUUAUUUUAUCACCCAAGGGCACAAAUCGUUGAUGGGAUUACUUUGUGACACUUCCUAUACGGUUAAUUCUUCAUUAUAAGAAGGCUGUUCCUGGGAUUAACCGCUGAUCACAUCCUGCUCUCUACUAUUCAAUAGGCUGGGUUUAUUUAUGUAACAACUUCAGAACCCAAUAAUGCACGUGUCGAUUUAAUUGUCAGAUAUCAAUCUGUGUGCACUUUUAUACCAUUUUCAUUUGCACUUGACCUACCAUGGCUUUGUCUUGGAUAACUGGACUUCUAGCAGGCUUGGCAGCUCUGCAUGUUGUACAGAGGCGCUUUUUCCCUUUCUUCUGGGUUGACCUAAGAUUUUUGCUAAAAGUGAUGAGAUAUGGGUUUCAAAUUGAGAUGUACAAGAGAACUGGCAAAGUAACAACUGUCGUGGAUCGCUUUAUGCAACAAGCACAAAGGAUACCUGAUAAAGUAUUUCUGGUGUAUGAGGGUCAGGUCUUUACUUACCGUGAUAUAGACAAAAGGAGCAAUCGGGUAGCUCAACUUUUUAUGAAACAUGGGGGUCUAAAAAAGGGUGACACAGUGGCCAUGCUCAUGAACAAUGAGCCGGACUUCUUGAAUGUGUGGUUCGGUUUAGCUAAGCUUGGCUGCAUGGUUGCAUUUCUUAAUUAUAACAUCAGAUCCAGAUCCCUGCUGCAUUGUUUUCAUAGCUGUGGAGCAAAGCUACUUAUUGCCGGAGCAGAUAUGCUUGACACACUUAAGGAGAUCCUUCCCAAUCUGCAAGAAGAUAAUGUUAGUGUUUGGAUAAUGGCAAAAGAAUCACCGUUGCAAGGUGUUAACACCAUCAUAGACAAACUGAAAUCAGUAUCUGAUGAGCCAGUACCGCAGCAUUUAUGCUUCGUCAGCACUAUAAAGGCUGCAACUCUGUACAUUUUCACUUCAGGAACCACAGGUCUUCCAAAAGCAGCUGUUAUAAGCCAACUCCAGGCACUAAAAGGGGCUGCUGGAAUAUGGGCUUUUGGUGGAAAACCAGAUGAUAUUGUGUACGUCACGCUACCUCUCUAUCAUAGCGCUGCCUCCAUUAUUGGAAUAGGAGGAUGUAUCUAUUUGGGUGCAACCUGUGUCUUAAGGAAGAAAUUUUCAGCAAGCCAGUUUUGGAUUGACUGUAGAAAACAUAAUGUCACAGUUGUUCAAUACAUUGGAGAAUUGUGCCGUUAUUUGUGUAACCAGCCAAAGAGAGAAGGAGAAAAAGAUCAUAAGGUUCGCAUGGCUGUUGGAAAUGGGGUCCGUAGUGAUGUAUGGAAAGAGUUUAUUGCACGUUUUGGUGACAUAAAGAUGUGUGAGCUGUAUGGUGCUACUGAAGGUAACAUUUGCUUCAUGAAUCAUACAGGGAAAAUUGGAUCCGUUGGGCGCAGUAAUUUCAUUUACAAGCUUAUCUUCCCAUUUGAAUUGAUAAAGUAUGACUUUGAGAAAGAUGAACCUAUUAGAAAUGCACAAGGUUGGUGUGAAAGUGUUAAAAAAGGUGAAACAGGUCUCCUGAUAUCACAAGUGAAUUCUUUAAAUCCAUUUUUUGGUUAUGCUGGGAACAAAAGCCACACUAAAAAGAAGUUGUUAUGUGAAGUGUUCAAAAAAGGAGACGUUUAUUUCAAUACCGGGGAUUUAAUGGUACAAGACCAUGAUAAUUUUCUUUACUUUCGUGACCGGAUUGGUGAUACUUUCAGAUGGAAAGGAGAAAAUGUUGCUACCACUGAAGUUUCUGAUACCAUUGGGAUGCUGGAUUUCAUACAAGAAGCAAAUGUGUAUGGGGUUUCUAUUCAAGGUCAUGAAGGAAAAGUGGGAAUGGCAUCUAUUAUUCUGAAACCCAAUCAACAAUUACAUUUAAAGAGCAUUUAUGAACAAGUUGUGACUUAUCUACCUGCCUAUGCUUCUCCUCGUUUUCUGAGACUACAGGAAAACAUGGAGGUUACUGGAACAUUCAAACAACAGAAAUUCCGUCUGGUGGAACAAGGCUUUAAUCCAUCAACAAUAACAGAUCCACUUUAUUUCUUAGAUGAUUCUAAAAAAGAAUAUGUUCCGAUGACCAAAGAAAUUUACAACACAAUAAUAUCUGGACAGCUAAAACUCUAACUUUAUUUUUAUGUCCAAAUCUAGAUGAAUUGGGGGUUUUGGCACUGUGAGAGCCCUUUAUGGUCAUGCGUGUAUAAAGUCUGUGAUUUUUAUAACUGCUGUCAAUUCAAUGUUUUACUUCAAUAAAACUAAUAUUAGUAAA